UAAGGUUCUGCCUCUGCUUUCCCUGCGGCAAUCAUGCCAUCCUGAUUCGAGGGCAUUUCCGGUGUUUACAUAGGCCUAAUUCUGUUGAUGAUCUUCCAGUGGUUGAUGCGAUCGAUCGUGGUGAAUACAAAUAUAUUUUGAGCUUCAUUUGGAGUCACAAUGGCAUUCUGAAAAGCAGUUUGUGUGUAUGUUGCAUGUACAUGUACUACAAUAGAGUUUGCCUAUCUGCGUCCCACAUUUGUCCAAUUGGAGGGAAAAUCCCACUGGCUGAAGGACACCCCACCUGCCAGGCUUGGACCAACAAGAAGGGAUAAGCGCUGGCCGUCGAGUUGGUCGAGUGUUUCUAAAUUAUGACUGAUCGCGAGGCGCUCAAGAUGGCAGCGAAUCCGGGCCUCGCGAACCCCGGGCCGGCGCCCUCGGUGCCGCCGGCCUCGGCCGGGGGAGGGGCGGCCCAGGACCGGCUGGGCCUGUUUGCCACCCUGCAGCAGCUGCCCACGCUGCGCCGCAUCCGCCGGCUGUCAGUGCACGACCGGUCCAGCAGCGACUCCAACCUGGCCCACCCGGACCUCCAGCGCUGGUCGCUGUCCAGCCUGAUGGUCAACAAACACGAGAUCACGCUGGAGCCUGAUGCGCAGCUCAUCGUCUACUGGGACAUCAAGGACAGCGUCAGCGCCAGCGACUGGAUCGGACUCUACCUUGAAGGUGAGAACUCGCCGGCCAAUUUUCAGAGCUUCAAAAACCGGGGCGUCAGCGCCACCCACAAGGGACAGAUCUUGUGGCACCUGGACUCGGAGAGCUGCUUCCGUAAACCCGUCACCAGAGUUUGUUUCAAGUACUAUCACGGGACGACGGGGGAACUCCGUGCUGUCACUCCGACGAUAACAGUCAGGAACCCCCAUGCCAGUGAGGCGGAAGAUCCUUCCCCAGACAAUGGCCCGCUCUUCCAUAUUGCCAUCAGCGAUCUGAAAGGUAUCGGUUUGAAGAAGGGGAUGUUUUUCAAUCCGGACCCGUACAUUAAGUUCUCCAUCCAGCCGGGCCGUAACCACACCCUGCCGCUGUCGGACAGCUACUACGGCCAGGAGCAGCGGACGUCCAUCGCGGAGAAGACUGUCAUGCCUUCCUGGGAUGAUCAGGAGUUCCACUUCAGAGCGGCGCGCACCGACGUCCUUGAGAUGGAAGUAAAGGACAAGUUUGUGCGAUCGCGGCCGAUCAUCAGCCGCUUUCUCGGCCGCCUGGCCAUUCCCAUCCAGCGGCUCGUCGAGAAGGCAGCACUUGGAGAGCGGACGGUGACCUACAACUUGACCAAACGCCAUCCUUCGGAUCAUGUCAGUGGCUGUCUGACAUUCACUGUGGACAUCGAACAAGAGGACAGCCCGGAGAGUGAAUCUGUUGCCAACGGCGACGAGGAGCGCAUUCCUGAUCAGGUGACUAGGUCCUUGUCCGUCCCAGCCAUCUCAAACUUGGGGGAUGAAGGCGACGGCCGACAGCGAGCCAGCACGCAACCCACGUCAGCAAAUGCACUAGCCGGUGCCCAGCACCUGGCCGCCGACCGAACAAUAUCGGCUCCUUCCAGUUAUCGGGCCGGAGCUACCCGACUGACCAACAUUGGGGCACCUGAGACGCCCACGGAUGAGAUCACCUAUCCCAUCACCCAAGAACAGCUCUCGGCUGCUGCGCAACGGACGAACUCUCCAUCCAUUGGAGAAAUUCAGAGUAUACAGUGUUCCUUAAUACUGCCGGACAAGACUGCACCGAAUGAUAAUGAUGAUGGGGUGAGAGCCGGUUCUGAGAGACGCACGUCACCGAGUAGGCCGACUGAACUCCAUCUGCACAUACCCAGGUCAAAGGGUGCAACUUCGCAGCCCGAUGUCGUCCCACCUGCAGUGGCCACCCAGACCUCCCCUUUGCCGAAACCUUCGCCUGAUGCUGCUCGGGGGAGAACUAUGCAAGCGGAAGGGUCCCUCGCAGUGAAAGCCCAAACCCCUGAUGUGGUGGAGGAAACCAUGUUUCCGUUAACCCUGGAUGAUUCUGAAAUGGAUACCGGAACGCGACAGGAAUCGCAAUCGGAUUUAGUGAACGAUUUGGACGGUGUGUCAGGUCGGCGGGCUUCGGCAGAAGGGGGCACUCUGUUGCUGCCUCCUCGUGAGCUUCAAAACGCAGGUUUGAGCUCCUCCCUGCCUUCCAAGCCCAGUUCCACAUCAGCACUGGCUGCGGACCGCCUGCUGAGCAACGAGAACCUGGUCGCCCGCGCCAUCCUCAGCUCCUCCCCGCUGCGGGUCCACCCGUCCUCUGGCUCCCCCUCUAACUCUCCGCUGGGCUCCCCGGCCAGCCGGCGUCGCGCCAUCAGUGACAUCGCCCUGCAGCGAGAGAUCGAGGAAGAGGUGAACCGCCUGCGGAUGCGCUCGUCGACCGCCAUGCCAGCCCGUGAGCCAGAGACUCCCACCAACACACCGGUCGGCACCCCGCAGGUGGAUUCCAUCUUAGCUGCCUCCAGGGGCCCCGAUCUGAGUUUGCCGGAGAACGUGCCUUUGGAGCAAACUGGCACAGAUGCGACAAAUCAAGCUGGAACUGAAAACAUCCAAAGCGGCUCUGCCGGUCCCAGAAACAACAACAAUAGCCAGACGCAGCCAGGCAACAGCACAUCGACUUCAGAAACAACCAUGCUGUCCAGCGCAACCGACACAACAGGUGCUGAAGAGGGCAGCAGCAGCACACUAUUGGCUAUGAACCAGAACAACAUUGGCCAAUCAGAGGCCGGGAGCGAGACCCCCCCAGAUGGCAAUGCAUCAUCCCACGACACCAGAUCCACCACCGAAUCAGAAAGCUUCGAAUCGGGUACCAGUCACUCAGCUGGUUCCGAAUCGUCAGAUCUUGCAGCCAGGGGCGGAGGAGAUUCGAGCAGACCAGAUGGACAGGCAACAGCCAAAGGGGCUGUUGGUAAAUCCGACAACGUCUGGCAACGCAGGAAAAAGUACAAGUCGUCUAGACCGAAUCUAAGAGUCAAUAUCACCGGGGUGACCUCGGACAGCACAGACAUCGAAGCCCAACGCACCCCCACCACGCCGGUGCUAACCCCGCAACGCGUCACCUACCAACGUUACGAGCUACCAGCUGGCGAAGACCCUCUGCCUGACAAUUGGGAAGCUCGGAUCGACCAGUACGGCCGAGUGUUUUAUAUCAACCACGCCCAGCGCACAACCACUUGGACCAAGCCAAAGAUAAGCCACGCCACGCAGCAAGAGCACCACGAGAGGGACUCCCGACAGAGCAGGCAGCAGCUGGACCGAAGGUAUCAGAGCAUCCACAGAACCUUACAAAGACAAGACAACGCAUCUGAAGAGAGCUCGUCCGCAUCAACGUCAACGGAUAGCAUUCCCGAGAUUCAGUCGCCAAGAGUGCAGCAUUCAAUCUUGGAGGCGCCAGCAGUCAAGUUCAUCACCAGGCCGGACUUCUUCACCAUCCUGCACUCUAAUGCGGAGGCCAAGGCUAUGUUCCAGCGGAACACUUCGGUCAAGCACAUGGUCAACCGCAUCCGACGCGACCCGGGCAAGUUCUCGGACUACCAACACAACCGCGACCUGGUGGCGCUGCUCAACCUAUUUGUGGACCACCAGGCCGAGCUGCCGCGGGGCUGGGAGAGCAAGCACGACAAAUCUGGAAAGGUGUUCUUUAUUGACCACAACACUCACUGCACCACCUUCAUCGAUCCCCGCCUUCCUGUGGAGGUCACUGACCCCACCGCCAGCUUACUCCAGGCCCCCAACAGGGGGCGGAUGCGAAGCCGGAGCGAGGGGGAGGGAAUCAUCGACAGCAGCCACGACUCCAGCCUGUCAGCUGCAUCAGCAAGGGGAUUCACAAGGAACCAGGCGGGACCUCCGGUCCAGCCCCGGCCCAUCGAGACCCUGCGGGGAGAUCAGCCCGCCAAAAGCCAUGACGAGGCAGUGCCAAUGGCUUACAACGAGAAAGUCGUUGCCUUCCUGCGACAACCCAACAUUAUGGACAUCCUGAAGGAGAGGCAAGCAGACCUCAGCAACAACCCCAAGCUCAGGGAUAAGCUGCACCUGGUCCGGCAGGAAGGCAUCUCGGCCCUGGAGAGACUGAGCAACGACAUGGAACUCAUCAUUCUCUUGAGUCUGUUUGAGGAUGACGUCAUGAGCUACACGCCCACAGUGCUGCAGACCUCGUCGGGGCAUCACCGCUCGUCCCUAGCUAACAUCUCACCGCACAACACCCCCCAGCCAUCGCCUCACUCCUCACCAGUAGUGAGCCGUGCCAAUGCCAGAGCCCCAGCCCCGUAUCGCAGAGACUUUGAUGCCAAGCUACGAGGCUUCUACCGGAAGAUGGAGGCCAAGGGAUAUGGUCAAGGGCCCACCAAGUUGAAGCUUACGAUCAGAAGAGACCAUCUCCUGGAAGAUGCCUUUGGGAAGAUCAUGGCCAUCAGCAGGAAGGACAUCCAGAAAUGCAAGCUUUUCAUCUGCUUCCCCGGGGAAGAAGGGUUGGAUUAUGGCGGCCCGUCCCGGGAGUUCUUCUUCCUGUUAUCCCGAGAGCUCUUCAAUCCUUACUACGGCCUCUUUGAAUACUCCGCUAUUGAUACCUACACCGUCCAGAUCAGUCCCAUGUCUGCCUUUGUGGACAACUACUUGGAGUGGUUCCGUUUCUGCGGCCGCGUGAUCGGCCUGGCCAUCCUCCAUCACUUCCUCCUGGACGCCUUCUUCACCCGCCCCUUCUACAAGGCCCUGCUGCGGUCGUCCAGUCACCUGUCGGACCUGGAGUCCCUGGACCAGGAGUUCUACCAGAGCCUGCUCUGGAUGAAGGAGAACGACAUCACCGACGUGCUGGACUUGACGUUCACGGUCGACGAGGAGACCUUUGGCCAGUUGGUGGAGCGGGAACUGAAGCCCAACGGCAAGAAUAUCCCGGUGACGGAGAAGAACAAGAAGGAGUACAUCGACAGGAUGGUGAAGUGGCGGAUAGAGCGAGGGGUGUCGGAGCAGACCGAGAGCCUCGUUAGAGGCUUCUAUGAGGUUGUAGACACCAGGUUGAUUUCCGUCUUUGACGCCAGAGAGCUAGAGCUUGUCAUAGCCGGCACGGCAGAAAUUGACGUCCAUGACUGGCGGAAACACACGGAAUACAGAGGAGGUUAUCAAGAUAAGCACCAUGUCAUUAACUGGUUCUGGACGGCCGUGGAGUGCUUCGACAACGAGCGACGCUUGCGACUGCUGCAGUUUGUCACCGGCACGUCCAGCAUUCCCUAUGAAGGGUUCGCGGCGCUGCGUGGCAGCAACGGCCCGCGGAAGUUCUGCAUCGAGAAGUGGGGAAAAGUCACUAGCCUUCCCAGGGCCCACACUUGCUUCAACCGAUUGGACCUCCCGCCCUACACAUCCUAUGCAAUGUUGCUUGAGAAGCUGGUCAUUGCCGUUGAAGAAACGAGUACCUUCGGAAUCGACUAGAAGUGAAAUUAGUGAUUAGGACAACUUCUUUGGAAAAGAAGCAAACUUAAACCUCGGGUCAUACAUGAAGACACUUAAGAUUGAUUUACCAAAGUUUAAAACAAAAAACUUAAUGUAAACUUGUUAGGCAGUGUUGAUCCAUAUUUUCCAAGGUCCAUCAAAGUCAGUCAAUAGGUUUGGGAGGAUUCUGUAUGAUUAAGGAAAGUAGAGCCGGCUACUUUUUACAGGAGUUGUAGCACCUCUAAAUGCAUUCCACGUUGGCUAGAUUUCGGAGGAUUAGGGAACAUUUCCUCAUGAAAAAUUCUUACGAUGUCAGGCACUGCCAUCCCUAGCUUGACAUGUCACUUGUGCAUACUUCACACCUUUGCCAUUUCUGGCCACAGUUAUAUGAAGGCCAAGUACAUGAUAUCUAAGGUCUAGAGACCAGCUACAAGUUAAGCAUGCUGAACCGACAAUCUUAACUCUGUUUGAGAGAGAAUUGUCGACCAAAUGGGGUCAAGACGUCUUCACCAGUAAGCAGGAGAUCGUAGGUCGGAGACCCCUCUGAGCUAGCUUGUCCCGCAAAGACUUGGAAGGCUGCAUUAAGCAAAGGGGAAACCACACAUUUCAGUUGACGUUGCCGCAGACAUUUUCAUUGGCAGGUUUGACCAAAAUGCGUGGAGAGCUCCCUCUAUGGACAGAAAUCAGUCAAACUAUUUAAACAUCAAAUGAAGCAAAGUCGCUGAGCAGGUGCCAGAAAUUAAUUGUAAAGUACAGCUCUGUUGAUGCCGAACAUUGUCUUUCACGCUGUCCCCAAGUCCUUUUUUUGGGUCCAUUCCUUCUCCCAGAUUUGGCUUCCCUCCUGUUUAUUCUGUUGUCCGUAAAAGGUUUUUCAUUUAUUAAAUAAAUAAUUACUUGUUGACCACCAGGUCGUGCAAAUGAUAUAAUUACUUACAGAACCAACUGUUUCAUUUUUGUCUUGGUUCGAUUCUCUAGCGUUGAACGGUGGCCACCCAGAGGUGUGAAAAUUCAGCUUUUAUGGUUUAGAUGGUGACUCUGGAUGUUUUGUCUUUUUUCCUGCGCCUGCUGGGUGCAAACGUAUGGGGACUUCUUUUAUUCCAACUGUUUGCUAUCUGUUUUCAGCUUUAAUUUUAAAUGGCCACUCACACCCCUGUUACCCUUUCCUCUCUGUUUUGUGUUUUUUCACUUGUUCUUCAAUACAUUUUACUGCCUAUCGUUUUAAUCUGUUCCCCCACUGUAACUUGAGAGGUAAUGCACAUGAGAAAAUCAGAAAAAAAGUUAAUUGAACCUUUUCCCUCUCUGUGGAAAAAAAAUUGCUGUUUUGAACAAUAUUUUUUCUUUUUGUGUGAGAAUGCAAGAAACCUUUCUUUAGGUCAGUUCAUAAGUAAUAAUUUUGUUUCACAGUUUGGUUAUCUGUCCCCGUGCUCAGUUUCGCAAAAGCUGAAGUUCAGUGUUGAAAUGUUUCACCUUGCUACAGAAUCGUGCUAGCAUUGAUGGAAAUGGCAUGAAAUGUAAAUCUCACUUGUUUUGUAUGUGUAAUAAUUCUUUAUAUGGACAUUUACACUAAUCAAAGUAAUUUAUAUAUUUUGGUGAGUUGUCUUUUCCAAUUGUUUGAAAGAUGAAGGCACCAUUGUGAAAAAUAACAGAAUUUGUUUACAUCUGUGUACCUAGCUAUAUUUAAUUUAAAACUUUAUUUCUCUGAUUUUUACAUUAAUGUGCUUCGUGGUGUGGUUGUACAUGUAUAAACUAGAAAGCUAUACAUAUAUAUUAUACGAUUCCGUGCUACGGAGUUUAUGUUGUAAAUUAAUUUUACUUGAAAAAAUGUUCACAACAUUUUGUUGUACGCAAGUGGACAUAUUCUGCAUGCAGACACCGAUGGCAUUAAAUUUUAAGCACAAAUGUAAUUAAUAAAAUAAAGCAGGCAUUUGUAUCGCCUAUACACAUGGGUAGUUUUAUGCAAAUAACGUAGCAUAUAAUUUUUGUAAAUUCUGACAGAGAGCUACUGGCUCAACGCUGAGAAUGCAAACUGACAUGUUUGAACAACGAACUCGCGUAGAAAGACUAGAGAAAACACAGUUGUAAUCUAUGCAAAUGUCGUUACCAGAAUUCGGGGCUGUUUUGAAUCAUUCUUCCUUGUGGUGUAUCGCUUACAUACUUAUUUAUCAACUCCAGUUACGUAAACCCUUCCCCCUUCAGAAAAAAUGUAUCGCAAGUUUGAUUUUCACGCCCCAAAAAGAAGUAAAUAAGAUGUCUACCACGUCUGUUGUAAAUUUUUUAAGCUUUCACGUUAAAGAAAAAUUAAACAUUAACAAAAUGAGAAUUUACCAGUUAGUGUUGCGUAUUAAAACUAGAGACCUGUGGAAUUUGUUUCGUCAGAGGCAAUCAUUAAGGCCCUCCUCCCGCCACCACUCCCUCAUCCAGGAUUCACUUGGAAAUGGAAAUCAUGACCUAGCGUUUCUUUUUUUUCUGAUUGGCUAAAAGUAGUGAAGAGAAAUAUUUCAUAGUUUGUCAUUGCCACAGCAUGCAACUGUGUUCUUGGAUUUUUGUAUUCAUAGUUUGUACAGUAACCCCACUUGAACUUCAUUUACUUCCAACGCAGUUUUUCCAUUCUAUUUUUUCUGAUUGUUCUCAUGCUCUUUGUACCUUUCUUUGACAAGUGUCGUUUGCUAGGGAUAGAGAUUUUUGAUAUACAUUCUCAACGAAAUGGCUGAUGCAGAAAGAUAUAUGUUCAACAAAUAAAUUUGAUAUUUUUCCUGGGUCUUGAUUUCUACCGAUCAAUGUUGAGUUGUACGAUUAUGUGUACAUUAUUUGAAUUUAUUCAGGUAAAUAUUUAAAUAUAUAUAUAUUUAGAUAUCCGAUAUAAUUAUUUUGACUUCCACGUUCGAGCCCUUCAAAAAUUGUACGCUGUAUGAGUUUUAAUGAUGCCAAAAAUGUUCUUCUUUUAUACUUGGCAAUUUGGAUUUGAAAGAUCAAAUGAUGGCGGAAGUCGAUGUGUGUUUUCUAUUUAACGUGGUCGGUAGCCAAAGUUGCACAGUCACGUUCUAGUGUGCAUCCGGGAUUACUUUUUAAAAUACGAAAGUUUGAAACAAAGUCAUUAAAAAUGUUACCCUUGUUCAAUUGA
This is a messenger RNA of Acanthaster planci (crown-of-thorns starfish), 8571 nucleotides long. Its product is annotated as E3 ubiquitin-protein ligase HECW2-like. Gene Ontology annotation, cellular component: cytoplasm. Gene Ontology annotation, molecular function: protein binding; ubiquitin protein ligase activity. Lineage: Eukaryota; Metazoa; Echinodermata; Asteroidea; Valvatida; Acanthasteridae. The record is from RefSeq and is a predicted model, not a curated record. Gene Ontology annotation, biological process: protein ubiquitination; regulation of dendrite morphogenesis; ubiquitin-dependent protein catabolic process.